AUUGUGUGAGGAUUGCUCCAGAUGCGCUUAACAUUGCUUUCGCUCGUGAAAGUUUUUACAAGCCAACAGUAAGCUUACCAACAAAGCUCUGUCAUGGACGUCCGCCGGCGAGCUCCCGGUCCGGCCACUACCGUCGUCGGCGACCACCAGCAGCAGAAGCAGAAAAGUCAGUCCUCCAUUGGCCCGACCCCAAAAGCGUCGGACGCCCUCCCUCUCCCCCUAUACCUAACCAACUGCAUUUUCUUCACCCUCUUCUUCACCGCCUCCUACUACCUCCUCGAACGCUGGCGCGACAAGAUCCUUUCCUCCACGCCUCUCCACGUCGUCACUCUCUUCGAACUCGUCGCCAUCGUCUCCCUCAUCGCCUCCUUCAUCUACCUCCUCGGCUUCUUCGGCAUCGAUUUCGUCCAAUCCUUCAUCUCUCGUGCCGCCCACGACGAUCUCGAAUUGGAUGAUGAUGAUGAUGAUGAUGAUCGCCCCCUCCUUCUAGACGACGACGAAGAAAUCGUUAAAUCGGUUGUUUCCGGUACCGUUCCGUCGUACUCGCUGGAGUCAAAACUGGGCGACUGUUAUCGUGCGACCCUAAUUCGACGCGAGGCGGUGCAGAGACUUACAGGGAGGUCCCUCUUUGGUUUGCCCUUGGAUGGAUUCGAUUACAAGUCCAUUUUGGGGCAGUGUUGUGAAAUGCCAGUCGGUUAUGUUCAAAUUCCGGUGGGGAUUGCUGGACCCUUGUUGCUCAACGCCUGCGAAUACUCUGUGCCGAUGGCCACCACUGAGGGAUGUUUGGUUGCCAGUACGAACCGAGGUUGCAAAGCCAUGUACGCUUGUGGAGGUGCGACCAGCGUUGUUUUGAAAGAUGGGAUGACUAGAGCUCCUGUUGUCAGGUUUUCCACGGCAAAGAGAGCCUCUGAGUUGAAGUUUUUCUUGGAAGAUCCUCUUAAUUUCGAUACAUUGGCCCUGAUUUUUAACGAAUCGAGCAGAUUUGCAAGGCUCCAAAGUAUUCAAUGUUCCAUUGCAGGGAAAAAUCUUUUCAUGAGAUUCAGCUGCAGCACAGGAGACGCAAUGGGGAUGAACAUGGUGUCCAAAGGUGUUCAGAAUGUUUUGGAAUCCCUUCAAAUUGAUUUUCCAGACAUGGAUGUAAUCGGCAUCUCUGGGAACUUUUGUUCGGACAAGAAGCCAGCUGCAGUUAAUUGGAUUGAAGGGCGUGGAAAGUCUGUUGUUUGUGAGGCAAUCAUCACCGAGGAGGUAGUUAGGAAGGUAUUGAAAACCACUGUUCCUGCCCUCGUAGAGCUGAACAUGCUUAAGAACCUUGCUGGAUCUGCUGUUGCUGGUGCUCUUGGUGGUUUCAAUGCCCAUGCUGCCAAUAUAGUCUCUGCAAUUUUUAUAGCCACUGGUCAGGAUCCAGCACAAAAUAUCGAGAGUUCCCACUGCAUAACUAUGAUGGAAGCCGUCAAUGAUGGGAAGGACCUUCACAUUUCAGUGACCAUGCCUUCCAUUGAGGUAGGUACAGUUGGAGGUGGGACUCAACUUGCAUCUCAAUCAGCUUGUCUGAACCUUCUUGGUGUGAAGGGUGCAAGCAAAGAGUACCCAGGAUCAAACUCCAGGCUUUUGGCGACAAUAGUAGCUGGUUCAGUUUUGGCAGGGGAGCUCUCCUUGAUGUCUGCCAUUGCAGCUGGGCAGCUUGUCAAGAGCCACAUGAAAUACAACAGAUCAAGCAGGGAUGUCUCCAAAGUUGUCUCUUAAGAGGAAAGAUGAGGCUGAGAAGGCAAAAUGGAGGCAAAAUUGGGCAGGAGGAACUACCCAUGUGGGAUCGCUUCUUGUCAUAGCUGUAAAGUUGGCAAUCAUGUGUUGUAUCAAGUCAUGAGGCUAACCUGCUUGGUUGUACUCUCUCUCUCUCUCUCUCUCUCUCUCUCUCUCUCUGAGGAUGACGGCAUACCCUGGUGAAGUGCACCAUUGGAGCCCCCACAUAUGGUUUGUCUGUUGUCCCAAUUGUCAAGUUGGAAAUGUUGUCCUCCCUUGUCUGUUUUUAGUAAUUGUUAUUAUCAUUGUUUGUCUUUGGGGCCACAUUGGUUUCAAACCUGGCACAGUUGUUUCUUCUCUUGUUAUUUUGUGCACAGGAUUGGAAUUUUUAUUUUUGUUUUCUUAAUUUUUUAUUGGCAAAGGAUCAUAAUUUCUCAGAAUCUGAAUUUGGAGAAGGCAGUAGUUUUUUUUUUGUUUAGUAUUAGCAUCUAACCUUUCCAAUUGUGUAGGUUGUACCUGGUGGGCUAUUAUUAAAUAAAAGGCAUCUGAUUAAGUGCUA
This is a messenger RNA of Camellia sinensis, 2299 nucleotides long. RefSeq names its product hydroxy methylglutaryl CoA reductase 1 (gene HMG1). Gene Ontology annotation, biological process: isoprenoid biosynthetic process; coenzyme A metabolic process; sterol biosynthetic process. Gene Ontology annotation, cellular component: endoplasmic reticulum membrane; peroxisomal membrane. NCBI's taxonomy places the organism in Eukaryota, Viridiplantae, Streptophyta, Magnoliopsida, Ericales, Theaceae. Gene Ontology annotation, molecular function: protein binding; hydroxymethylglutaryl-CoA reductase (NADPH) activity. The record is from RefSeq and is a predicted model, not a curated record.